AUGUCCGCUCAAAAUUUAGCUGUGAAACUAUGCGGCAUUUUACAGCAACAGAACAACGAAGAAGUCACUGCGCGCGAGUGGCGCCUAGUUGGGCAAGAACAGGAUGGCUCACAAAUUUUGACAUGGAUUUCUACUCUACAAAAUAACGAUGUCCUAAAUAUAGGCGUGUACAUAAAUAGGAGUAAGACAUUGAAAACCCUAUACACAUUUGUUGAAAAAGUAAAUGUGAUUCAGGCUUCUGUGAAUUCAUCUCACAGUUUAGUGGCCUAUGUGGCGAAAACUAAUCCCAAUGAUUCUGAAACUGAAGCUCUUUAUCGGCCCUAUUUAGUAGGAAUUUUGCCUGAUAAAGUAACCGGGCCUGAGGAGAUUGAGGAAUGGUCCAACAAACAGGUUAUGGUUCAAUAUGUAUAUGGAAAGAGCAAUAAGUAUAGCCCUGGCAUAAGAAAUGACAGAUUUAUACUAUUUAGGCAUCUUGAAUGCAUUAAGAUAUACAGAACACCAAUGUUUUUGAAUGAAUGUGAUGAUGGUUCAGAGAAAUGGGGUUUCGAUGGCAUCUAUCCUGAACCAGAAACCAUUGUAAAUGUGUUUUCUUGGGCUCAAUGGGACUGUGCUAAUCAAGUGUUAUUUUACAUCCAUUAUCGAGUUUCAACUCAGAGCUUUGCGGAAGACGAAGAAGCUAAGUCGCCUACCGAACCUAUACCAACAUUAUCAGCACUGCAGUUUCAUGCAGACUUGCCCUACGAAACUGUGUUAAAUAUUCCUCUAAGUCUUCCGCAUAUGCCGGGAUCCCACGGCGCAGCGGCAGCGUGCGGUUCCUAUGAAGACGAUCCGGUGCCCCUGAGAGUUCACGAUUGUAGUCUUGAUCUUUACAUUAUAUGCGACCAGCGAGGACUUUUGUGCGUCUGCCAUCACUAUUUGUAUAAGCCACUAGAUGACUCUACAAGUUCUCUAGUUCUAGACGAUGUGGAUUUGAAGGAUUCUGGCGUUAACUUCGCGUAUUCGGUGACACUCCUCCACCACGGUUGUGUGGUUCACAACGUAGUGCCCGAUUUGCCAUGGUCUCUCGCUAAAUCCCUUCGCCCAUCUUAUACCCUCUACGCAGAUAACCAUCUCCUCGUUCAUAUACCGAUGCUCUUUACCCACUUCAUAGAUAUAAGCCCACACCACGAGCCAUGUUGCCAUAUCGUUAUGCCUAUAGAGAGUUCUGAGAGUGGUCCAAGCCUCGCUCCGCUGUUGGGCUGGGGGAACCACACCAUGGUGGAUCUUAAUACACUAGACGUAGUCACCAUGGCCAUAGCAGAAAAAGACCUAGUAGCAACAUACAAAGGUGAUACAGUGCUCGAGAAUAGAUUGGGCGUUCUGCAUUACUUGAUUCAGCAUGAAGGAAAUAUGGAUUUGGCGGAAGACCUUAUAUCUUGGUCGUGCCUCAAUCAACACGAUGGCUUGGGCGGCUUACAAAAGCUAAUGCAGGAAUAUCUGAUCAGCGUCACCUAUGCUGUGACGCGACGUUCGUUACCCGCAUCAGCCAUUAGCCUCAUGAAUUGGUUGCCUUUUACGAUGCACUUGAAAUUCACGGAUGUUAAGGCUGGUGCAAUUUCUGUGUCAGUCAGCAAGGCAGCGUUGUGGCGAAGCGCCGUGGCCGCUGUAGUACUCUCCCCUCGCCAACGCGUAAGUCAGUUUGCAGAAGACGCGUGGACCCGCCUUUGGGCUGCUCUUUGCGCUCUCGCCACCCCGAAAGAGAGAUUGCAACCAGCUCUCGUGUUGGAGAGACUGCGCGUGAGCUUGCAUUGCUAUCAGCCGGAAGCAUUGUCCCGGUGCAGCACACCAAUGUCGCCGACAUCAGGACCGCUACCAACUCGAAGACCUUCUCUCGUCGCUCAGGAUGCCUUCCCCUUCAUCGAACUUGACGUUUGUACUGCCAGCAAGCAAGAACAUAUUAUAGCUGCGAACCUUCGAGCUGUUAGCGUGCACUUAAUGCGCGAAAGCAGCGCCGGCGGAGGCGCAGCGCUCGAGAGCGGCGUGCACGCAUUAGCUACGCGAUGGGCAGCCGCGCAAUUGGACGCAUCGCGCGCUCUCUGUCGCGCCACAGUCAAAGCGGGUGCCGCUGUCCCUCUUCCGCAUCAACCGCGCGGUUUCGCAUACGUAGAUGAACUCGACCCGACACACGCGCUCAUCCUAUUCAAACUACUGGAGCAGUACUACGUAUCGGCAGACUCCAUCGCAUUUCCAUUGCCGCAAGGGUUCAGCUCCUUCUUUACUUACCUCGGCUAUCGGACGCUGCCUUUCUACGCAUUCGUACAGUACGUGCAUAGGAACGUACUUGAGUUGCAGAUUGAUGUUCUCAAAGCAAUCAUUGCGGUAGGUAAAGACGACGAUAGUAAACGUACAGUGAACAACAAGCUGCGUUUAAUUCAACUAGUGGGCGAAGGCCGAGGACGUCGGGCGCUGGCGUCCUGGCCCAAUAAGGCUGCCCUGGUGCUCCGAGCCCGAGACCAUGCUGCGGCACUUCUAAGCGGUGUUACUCAGCCAUCGAGAGAUCAAUAUCCACAUCGACCUAUCAAGGAUACUGGAAUUGCAGCACUUCCAUCGGGUGAGCGCCUAUCCCCACUCGAUACAUUCUUGGAUCUGCUGACUGCUAAAGCUAGCCUCAACGAACUGGACUUCAAUCUCAUAAUCGAAGCGACUCUGGCUUCAGUUCAACAAGAUAUUGCUGCUUAG
This is a messenger RNA of Leptosia nina, 2718 nucleotides long. The record is from the annotation of a GenBank genome assembly. NCBI's taxonomy places the organism in Eukaryota, Metazoa, Arthropoda, Insecta, Lepidoptera, Pieridae.